GUCAACCGCAACCGCAACGCAGGAACAGGAAUAGAAACUACAACUCCAACGAACUACCAAGACGACAUCGCGAAUUCUGCGCUUCGGCCAAUCCAUAGAGAAACGAAGAACCCUUUCCCGGUAGAAAGAGGAAUUUAGGCGCAACGAGACGACUGCAGUAACAGACGGCGCAUCGGGGCCUCAAAACCACCAACCACCCCUCAAACAAAAAAUAACCACCCACCGGACCUCAUGAUGACGGCAGGGCUCAAGACUAUAAUAUCGCUAUCCUUCGUACGUUCUAUCUAUAUACUUGUCGUAGCAACCGGGAGUUAUUAACAUCCUCCCAGGUGUUAGCAGUAGGCUUCCUCCUCGUAAUCCUCUCCUGCGCCCUCUUCCAACAAUACCUGCCCCUUCUCGUCGUCGCAACCUACAUCCUCGCACCACUCCCCAACUGGAUCUGCGGACGAUGCGCCAACCCGGAUGACUUCGGCGACAGCGGGGGAGCGAACGCGAUCGUGGAUUUUGGGAAGUUCUGCACAGGUUUCUUGGUAGUUAUGGGAAUUGGUACGUGACGCCCUUCAAAAUCGGCCAGGGGGUAGAUCUAGUACUUUUGUUCAAAUUUGGAACAAGGAAUUUGGACUAAUGAAGGAUCCGUACAGCACUGCCGGCAGUACUCGCCCAUUCGGAAAUCAUCCGUGUCCCAGCAAUGGUCAUGUCCAUCAUCGGAGGUGUCCUUAUCUACGGAACGAUCAUCAGCUUCGGCAUGUUCUUCCAGGAAGAGCAAGAAUUUUAAAGCGGCUCUUAUAUUUCGAGACAAACCCGGAAAUCCGGAAUCCAUGGAUUGGAGAAUGUAUCAUUGUAGGGCGGGAAACUGUUCAAGGGCAUCAAUACGUGGAAAGUUGGAAGUCACGAAAAGGGCGGGAUGAGGCCUAUUUGUAAGAGUGUAAGGUUAUGCAUAUCAUCAUCAGGAGUAAGCAAGUUAUUCUCUUUUGUUGGUUUUUCUUGGAUUGGUUAUAUAUGAA
Molecule: messenger RNA, 1004 nt
Organism: Hymenoscyphus albidus
Lineage: Eukaryota; Fungi; Ascomycota; Leotiomycetes; Helotiales; Helotiaceae
Source: the annotation of a GenBank genome assembly